AAAGAAGGUUAGUGAAGAUGGGAAAUUCUGAUGCUGCAGAAUCAAGCGGGGGCUUGCAAGACAACGCCAGUGAAGGUAGAUUGUACUUAAAUUACAGUGAAGCCACAAAACUAGUGCCACAUAAGUUUGAUGGAGAUAGAGAUAAACUGUCAGAAUUUAUCGAUAAUUGCGACAAUGCUUACAACUUAGUGGAUCCUAAUUAUAAGCAAGUCUUUUUAAAAGUUAUCAUUGGGCAAAUAACCGGUUCUGCCCGUAGUAAGCUCUUAGUUAGAGAUCACACAGAAACUUGGUCUGCCGUGAGGUCUAUUUUGUUGGAAAACUAUGAGAGCAAGCGCACCAUUGACUACUAUGCGUGCACCAUGUUCAAUAGUAGGCAAGAAAAAGGGGAAAGUGUGGCUCAAUGGGGUUCUCGGGUGGAUUCUAUGCAAUUCCAUUUCCGCGAAGCGAUGAAGAGGGUUAUGGAGGACGAAGAAAUUGCAGGCAGCAACGCCUUAAUAGGGAAGUUAGGACGGGCCGUGUUUAUACAGGGAUUGUAUGACGAACGAAUAAAAACCGUAAUCCGGGCCCAAGGCGAACGGAUCACCCUGUCCGAAGCUAUUGACUUAGCAGCUACCGAGGAGUGUGCAAUCACCUCAGAAAGAGAUAAGCGCCGCGUAGCAACUGUAACCCGGUCAGAAAAGAAAAGUAAUAUGAAAUGUUUUAACUGCGGUAAAGAGGGACAUUUAUCGCGAGAGUGUAGGAAAAGGUACACUGUCAGAAGGACAGACCUGGUAAAAGAAAUUCCCCAGAAGACAGGCCAUAAGCGGCUGCCUAUAACCGAAAUAGAUGUUCGCGAAUUCAAAGGGAACGGAUCGCGAGCACAGUGUCCCCCACCAGUAAGGUGCACGGUAUGCAAUCUAACGGGUCACUCGCCCCCGUGUAACAAAGCAAAACCAGUGACAUGCUUCACGUGUCACCAACCCGGACACUAUGCGCGUGAUUGUCGUGAAAGCAAGUGGACUAACAUACGUAGGAAAAAGGGGCAGGGAAACGAGCAGCGAGCGUAAUGCCGCAGUUCCAUUACGCUGCGUCUGGAAUAAUAAGAGCUGCUGACUGCACAGGUAAGAAUGAUUAU
This is a messenger RNA of Schistocerca gregaria, 1114 nucleotides long. RefSeq lists its product as uncharacterized. Lineage: Eukaryota; Metazoa; Arthropoda; Insecta; Orthoptera; Acrididae. The coding region runs from base 18 to 1046 and encodes 342 amino acids. The record is from RefSeq and is a predicted model, not a curated record. The transcript has a single exon. Gene Ontology annotation, molecular function: zinc ion binding; nucleic acid binding.